ACGUUAUAUAUAUAGAAUAUAGUGUCAUCAUAUUUUUCCAUCCGUGAAUCAAUACGUGAAAAAAAAAUAUAUCAGCACACAAGGUUUUUCACGCUAUGCGACACGGAAGAUAGUGGCUAAAUAAAAAGGUUUUUAAAAAAGUUCAUUCACAUUAUAAGGUUGUCACAAAAAUACUAAAGUUAUCCCAGUUUGAAAAGAUUUUUGAUGCCUACAACUUAACGAGUCUUAAAUAAUUUGAUUAAUUAAUACAUAUAAUUAAUAAUAAUUAUAAUAAUAAUAAGUAAUACUGAUAGAUAAAUAACAAAUAUAUAAACAAUAACAAACAAUGAAUACGUAUUAAAAGGUAUCACAAGAAAGAAAAUCCUUAAUAUUGUAACAGGCGAGGCGUAGCAAUUUGUCUUUAAGCGUGCAAUUGAAAUUUGUUUGACUAGUUAUCUCCUUCAGUUCGAUAUGCAAUUUAUUAUAAAUUUGUACAGUCAAAACAAAGGGACUAUUUGCUUUAAUAGACAAUCGAUGUGUGGGUAUUUUCAUGUUAAGAUUCGGUCUUAAACUGUACUGAAUAUCUGAGUUUCUUGAGGGCAUAUAAAGAUUAGAGUUACUUUUUACAUACGUGGCACAAUUAAGUAUCUACAUACUAGCAAGUGUCAAUAAAGAGUGUUGUGGAAAUAGGUCCCGACUGAAAAAUUCCAGGGCUUAAAGAGUAUAGUCCGUAAAAUGCGUUUCUACAUCCUAAAGACUUGCUCCGCGCGUGGGGAACCUCCCUAACAAACCAAGGCGUAGUUGAGACAGGAAUAGAUAUACGAAAGAUAUUCCAUUUUUAACAAGGGGAAAGAAACCUGAUGGCGGAGCCUCCAUAUGACAAAGCAGUAAACAGAAAGUUUUUUGAGACUGUGAUCCACCUGUUCGAACCAGGAGAAUCUCGAGUCUACAUAGACUCCGAUGAAUUUUACAACACUUUUCUGUUGAAUUGUGCUUUCAUUAAAGCGUACUAAUAAACUCUUAUUUAAAUCCCGUUUUGAAAAGGCGAUCAUCUCAGUUUUACUUUCAUUCAAUAUCAAUUUGUUAAUUUCUUCAUAAUGUUUCAUUUGCUCAACAAUUGUCUUGGUUGCAAUGCUAAGUUGCGCAGAUGAUGCUGCAGAAAGAGUAGACACUGCAUCAUCAGCAAAAAGGGAAAAGUAAGUUUGGGGGAAAGAUGAAAAUAUAUCAUUUAUAAACACUAUAAACAAUAAAGGACCGAGGACCUGGAAUCAGAGACGUAUUCAAAUCCUAAGGUAUCUCUCAAUUUGACCAACUGCGUACGACCUCCAAGAAAAGACCUUAACCAACUUAAGGCGUUACCUCUAAUACCAUAUGAAUAAAGCUUGUCCACUAAAAUAUCAACAUCGACCAAUGCUCUAACCAAAACACAUGCUGUCUGCUGCCUUUCUUCUAACUUGGUAAGAAUAUGCUUAUAUAAACAACUUGUAACUUCUAAUAACACACUUUGAAUCCACUUCCAAACGUAUUUUAUUUAGGCACCAAAUGGAACGAAAAACCAUAAUUUCACGUGUUCUAAGAUCAAUCAUAGGAUGUGCCCAUACUCAAUGGCAUAAUCAAAAAGUUCAUUUGCUAUUAAACUAAGAAAUAAAUAAGAACCUGCCUUGGUAAACCAUAAAAUCCUUAUGUCAAUUUUCCUUUAAAUAGAAUUCAGUGAAGUCUCUUGUAAAUUCGUAUCACUCUUUUUAAACACAAAAAGUAAUACUUGAAUCAACUUCCAGGCCUUUGACCGUUAAUAAGGAAGUAUUUUACGUGCGAUUUUUACAUUCAUGUUUACAAUAUCAUUACAGUUUUGUGAUUAGCAUUUUUAUGCGAAUGAUAAAUAAAUAAAUUCUUAUUAGAUUGCAAUAAAUUUUUGGACAACCUAUAUAGGAUGAGAAAUAUCAUUUAUAUUUUGACACAAUUGAAAUUAAUCAAAAUAUCUUAAGAUUUCGGUAUCGUAACCAUUCUUAGAAGCAACACUUAUUUUGAGCGUAGAAUAGAAAAAUGCUAUAGUAUAUGGAAUUAAAAAAUAUAACUUUGAGACAUUUUGCACUUUUCGCACAACCAUAUAAUAUAAAAGUAAUUUUAAAAAGUAACCAUAACGUCCAUGUACAUUAAUGAAACUUUUUAAAAACUUGUAUUUCGGCCACAAUAUAGCUUGUGUAGGCAUUACAAAAUCAGUCUCUCUGUGUAUGGAUUUUUUGCAUAACAUAACUAUCGAAAGGGGAAGGAAGCCUUUGGCCCCUUGCGCUAUGACCUAUUUUUUCAUUCUUUUUCUUUUCCAAUUACACCUAUAAACAUAUUAUAUUCUAUCGAUUUUUUCCGUUAUCUAUUACCCAUACAAUUCAACACGCAUUGGGCGAUUUGCUUAAGCUUACGUGCGCUUAUUACGCAAUCUAUUAAAUAACACCGGCCCAAUGAAAAUUGUGGAACCAGGAACCGAAAUUACCGCCAUGUGGGUCAGUAGUGUUACCGCACACACAACAAGUACCGUUUUUUAUAAGACGCCGCCAACAGACAAAAGAUUAAAACUCGCAUGUUGCCACGUGGGGCGAAAAAUCCCAGAACCUCACGAAUUCCCGUGAUCAAUAUCUCAUAUGUACAUUGUAUAUAGUAUAGUAUACUAAGUUUUGUAAACUGCCCUUUAUUCACGAGCGGAAUGAGUGCUUAACAAAGGAGCGUUUAAACAAAUUUUAUUUUUUAUUAUAAUCACUGGCUCUGCUUAUAAAACUUGUUGCUUAAUAUAUUGUUUAUAGUAUUGUAAUAUAUAUCUUUUUUUAUUUUGAUUGUAUUUCCAUGGUCUCCAUGACGAUUAAAGAAACGUCAUAAAUGUCAGAGAAACUAAUAAUUUUGCUUAAGGUCCAAACAGUUGUUUAUACAUUACCUAAGUGUUCAUAAAUUAAUAUGAAAAAUCAUUUAAAAAAAUAUUGUAUAUAUAUGUAUUAUUAAUAAAUACUCAAUCAAAACUAAUCUUUUUUCUUACUAACUUUUCUAACUUACAUUACAAUUUAACAAAAUUACCAAAUUUUUUAAAUAUGAAUGUUAACCUUAUGUUGUGUUGAUAUAUCGGUCAUCAGAGCUACCGCAUACGUGUUUCUUGAUUUCCGGCUUUCAGUCGUGUAAUUCCAGUGCUUCAAGAGAAUCCUUGCAAUUUUGUAUAUACAUUUUUGUGACGUAGCUUACUACAAACCAUUUGGAUGGGGUGUCAAAUUAUAGCCAGACUUGUUGUCCUCUUAAACUUUUGUUUAUAACGAUUCAUUUUGUCUACCCCCAACUUUGUUCAGUACAAUUGAAUUGCAAAACCAUUACGUGUCGACGAAGAAGCUCUCGAGUUGUAACACUAUUCCACUUAGCGGGCUACCAUAAUCAUUUUCAUGCCCGACCACGCGCACAAAAAAAAACGAAACUUGUUCUACAUACGCUGAAGAAAGCGAGAGGAUGAAAGCGAAAGAGAAGGACGAAGAAAUGGCUAAAGGAGGGGUCAGCCUUUUACGUAGAUCUCGAAGUAAUAUUACUGUAAAAUUCGAUUAUUCCGAGCCAGUCCAUUAUUCCUUUAAUUCGUGGGGUGCCGAAAUCGGUCUCCACGAAUUUUCAUUUUAGUUUUGUGAGUUUUUGACAUCUCGAUUUAGGUGAGUGUCGCUUUGGUUUAUUAAACAUGAAAUUCGGUUUCGUUAAUGUCUUAGUAACGUUGUUAUUAACUGUAAUUGUCAGGCACGAUGAAAAUUGACUGCUAAUAGUCUAUUAUCGGUUGCAGGAGAGACGAUGAAAAAUUAUAACUAUAAAUCAAUUUGAAAAAUAAUUUACACGUACAUUUCCUUUAAUAACAAUACCCACCAUACUGUUUGCAUAAUGUUCUCGUUUUACUGAAAAUAAACCAUUAUUUUUUUAUUCUCCUUCUCAAAAACAGUAAAAACAACAUUUCUUUUAGUUUAGCGUCCAAGACACCCAGAAAUAUAAACUUCAGGUCAAUUUUUUGCUAAAUUAUAUGAAACAAUUUAAAAGUAAUUGGAAGGAGGAUGUUUUCCAGCAACAAAUAUUUUUUUUGAGAUCUAUACAUAUUGUUCGUACUAGUUUUUUCUCUUUGCAUGAAAAACUAUACCUAAAUCUUCGUAUGCAAUAAUUAUUUAUGGCUUCGUUAGCUCAGUAUUGUGCUAAUGAAAGGGAUAAUACAGGACCAUUUUUUCGAUUAAGUUUUCCUACUUGUACAAUUGUCGACUUAUAAGGAUUAUUAAUAACGACAAGUCCGUGAGUGCAUCUCCCAGGAAAAAAAACGUCAAAAAAAGGACGUUAAACCUGAUUAAAUUGUAUGGUGUGCUAUGACGCCACAUUAAACUAAAAUAAAAAGGGUACAACGAUACUUAGUGGCAAGUUAUAUGACCAAUCGAACCCUUAACUGGCAUUCACACAGGCGUAUUUUGUUUGAACAGUUACCGAUUGAACUGUUAUGAAGUUAAGAUAAAGCAGAUGCCAUUGGAUCAGUUUCAGGUGUUUUUGCAGCCUACUUGGCCAAUAAUUACUACCAAAGGCGAUUCACAGCCGACCUACUUACGCCCCAAACAGAUGGAUCGCGCAAAAGUGUAACUCGAAUUAAACAACCGGCAUUAUUGACGCAUGAUGUAACAGGUUACGUUUUUGCUUACAUCACUCACUUUCACCAAGACGCGAGCUUCCCGUGAUCUUUGCGGCUGCCCAAUAAGCAAUUUGACGCGAAUAUUGCCAAACAACGCACUAAUUUUUCGUUUAUUGAUUUACCUGGAUGCGUGGCCCAUAUUUCGGGAUUAGAGCACUUGUUAACGUGAUUCUAACAUAAAUUUGUAACAUCGCACCAACGAAGGGCCGUAGCAAUAAGGGCUUCCUUAUACUUAUAUUAAUAAUAAUUUAGGUUAAGAGCGGUUUUCAUUUUCUAAGCUACUAAGCAUAUAGCUACGAGAUAUAUAAAGACCCUGCCCAUGGAUACUGUUAAGAUGUAGCAUUUUUAAGAUAGUAUUUCCUCAAAAUAUGACAACAAAAACGUCAUUGCCGCCUAAAUUAUUUAGUAGCUAUAGACUAAAGUCAUCCCUAAUUCAAUCUAAUUGGUACCUACAAUAUAACUAAACCCAACCUCAAACAUGUCACAAAUGUGUAAGAGAACAGUUUCUUGCUUACCAGUUCCUUAAAAUAUGGUGCCGCGAUUGUUUGAGAAUUAAUAGAUUUAUAAGUCUAAUGUUUAGUUUUAUAUGGUUAAGGAAACGCGUCUCUAAUGCUUAGUAGAUCAUUUGGGUAUAAACAGGAAUCUAGAGAAAAGACUAUAGAACAUUUUGAUACAAGAAUUUUUAAAUUGCAAUUAAGUUGAAAUGGCAAUUGCAAUUUUUUUCAAAUUUUUUGGUGUUUGUGUCCUGCCACUAUACUACUCCAUAGAUGAUCUCUACAAUGAAAAUGAUUUAAUGUAUCUUUCUCAUAACUAGUGUAAUUGGAAAUCCUGCCAUACAAUUAAAAUACUAACGAGACAAAUGCACUUAACAAAUACACAAAACAGACCGCAAUGAUUCCUUUAUGUCCCUCUACAUCCAAAAAAAUGGACUACACAUUCAAGCCUGUCUCUAAUAUUUACUUGUUCUCUAGUAUAUUUCAUAUUUUGCGGCAGGCAAAUUUACCAACUUGUCUUGUCUUGGUCAUUUAUAUUACCUUAUCAGCUUAUUUCUCUCUCUCUCUCUCUCACUCUAUCUCCCUGAAGGAGUUUUUUCGUCAUUUUUUUAAGUCUCGUGUACGCCUUUGAGAAAAAUCGUCGGAGAAAAUGUCGUCGGAACCCAAGUGGCUAACGGAGCCUGACGUGUACGUCUGCGGCCUAACGAAAGAAACGCAAGAGGUCGCCAGAGUCGAGCUACGCGAAGACGAACGUUCGCGGGAAUCUGCGCUGGAAUCUAUGCGCGAAUGGAUCACCCAAAACCCAAAAAUUAAAAAGUGUCGCAUGGACGCCAGUUUCCUGCUGAGGUUCCUGCGUUUCAAGAAAUUCAGCGUGGUGCAGGCGCAAGAAGCACUCGAGCGUUACGUCCUGUUGCGGCAGACGUUCGGGGUGGCCUUCAACUGCCUGGACAUCACCAUACCGAUGAUGAGAGACCUCACCGAUCUGGGGUACAUGUUCGCAUCCCCCAAGCGAGAUAGCAAAGGGCGACGAGUGAUUAUAGCGAGACCAGGGGUGUUCGACCUAGACCGUUUCACCAACGCCGACAUGUGUCGCAUCCACGGUAUCGUCUACGAAACGCUGAUGGAGGACGAGGAGAACCAAGUCAGGGGUUUCGUGCAUUUCGCUGAUGGCGGAGGUGUCGGUUUCGCUUACUUGACCCUGUUCACAAUCCGCGAAGCAGUUCGUAUCGUUAAAAAUGGAGAGAAAACCCUGCCGAUGAGACACAAAGAGGUUCACGGUUUUAACAUCCACCCUUCAAUGAAAUUCGCAUUGGACUGGGGAAUGGGCUUGAUAUCCGAAAAGAUCCGAAGUCGCGUGAGACUCUAUUCCAACUUGGACGAGUGUCUGGAAGCGGGACAUGUGGAACGGGGCGUCUUACCCAAAGAAUACGGCGGUGAAAUGCCCAUGGCCCAAAUGAUAGAACUCUGGAAAGAGGAACUAUUCGAGGCGCAUCCCGUGCUGAUGUCAAACGACGACAUGGAAGUUAAUGAGGCGAUGUUCAGCCAAAAGGCGAAAGAGGGCGCCGUUUCCGCCCUUAAAAGGGGCGGUAUAUCGUGUGGAUCCGAGAAAGAUACGCAUUCGCUGUGCGGCAUCACGGGAAACUUUAGGAAACUCGAGGUCGACUGAUUGCGUUCUACAUUUUCUUUUAGAUUAUGGCGUUAGUGUAACUGUCAUGCGCCUUCGUUAAUUUUAAGUAAAUAAAAUACAUAAUUUUAAGGUUUUUAUGUAGAUGUCGCGAAUAAAAAAAUCGUAAAAUAUUA
This is a messenger RNA of Cylas formicarius (sweet potato weevil), 6942 nucleotides long. Its product is annotated as clavesin-2-like. Gene Ontology annotation, molecular function: phosphatidylinositol bisphosphate binding. The record is from RefSeq and is a predicted model, not a curated record. Lineage: Eukaryota; Metazoa; Arthropoda; Insecta; Coleoptera; Brentidae. The coding region runs from base 5792 to 6808 and encodes 338 amino acids. Gene Ontology annotation, cellular component: membrane. The transcript has 5 exons.